This is a messenger RNA of Erinaceus europaeus (western European hedgehog), 1407 nucleotides long. It is a transcript of the gene ERFL, whose product is annotated as ETS repressor factor like. Gene Ontology annotation, biological process: cell differentiation; regulation of transcription by RNA polymerase II. The coding region runs from base 1 to 1059 and encodes 352 amino acids. The transcript has 5 exons. The record is from RefSeq and is a predicted model, not a curated record. NCBI's taxonomy places the organism in Eukaryota, Metazoa, Chordata, Mammalia, Eulipotyphla, Erinaceidae. Gene Ontology annotation, cellular component: nucleus. Gene Ontology annotation, molecular function: DNA-binding transcription factor activity, RNA polymerase II-specific; sequence-specific DNA binding.
AUGGAUUGUAGCUGUGUCUCCGACCUUCUCUUCGCCCCGCCCGCCCUGCCGGCUCUCUGGACCCCCGGGUUCGCCUUCCCGGACUGGGCCUACAAGCCAGAGUCGUCCCCCGGCUCGAGGCAGAUCCAGCUGUGGCACUUCAUCCUGGAGCUGCUGCAGAAGGAGGAGUACCAGGGCGUCAUUGCCUGGCAGGGGGACUACGGGGAGUUUGUCAUCAAGGACCCUGACGAGGUGGCUCGGCUCUGGGGCAUCCGCAAGUGCAAGCCUCACAUGAAUUAUGACAAGCUGAGCCGGGCGCUGCGCUAUUACUACAACAAGCGGAUUCUCCAUAAGACCAAAGGGAAGAGGUUCACCUACAAGUUCAACUUCAGCAAAGUAGUGCUGGUCAACUACCCACUGCUGGACAUGGCAGCUGCCACCACUGGCUCCCCGCUCUUGCUGACCCCUGGCCCCUUUGGGGGGGGCCCUGGGCCAGAUGCCCCUCCCCUCACUCCUGAGACCCUGCAGACCCUGUUCUCAACCCCACGCCUGGGAGAGACAGGGGCCCGGGCACCCCUGUUCACCCCUGACACUGACAAACUGAGGCUGGACAGCCCUUUCCCAUUCCUAGGCUCCGGUGCCACUGGCUAUUCGAAGCCCCCUGGCCUGCUGGGUCCUUAUGGCCGCACCUUCCCUGAGUACCCCUGGAACUUUAACCCGUACCUCACUGGCCCUUUCCCCAAGCUGCCUACUUCCCUCUAUCCCCCCCACUUUUACCCCAACCCGCUGGCCAGCACCCUGGGCCACCUGCCCUCGGCAGGAGCAGGGCCCACUGCCGCCCCUCUCCUGGCUGCUGGGGGCGAGGGCCUGGGCCCUGAGCGCCCCUUGGGCCUGGAAGCCACCCCCCGCCUGGCGCUGCCAGGGACUGGGGGAGCAGAGGCUGCGCUGGGUGGGAAGGAGGACAGCGACUCGGAGCUGGAGAUCACAGACGUCAGUGGCUGCAGCUCUGACAGUGAGGGUGACGAGGGUCUCCCUGUGCCUCCCAAGGUCAAGGUGGGCAAAGGUGGGGCGGGCAGCUGAGCUGGUGUGGGGUGACAGGUUCUGCCAAGGCAGGGACCCGGGCAGCCUCUCUCAUCAUCUGGUCUGUUCCCCACAUCCCGCCCCAGGACAGGGACCAGCCCUUGGCACGCUCCCAGGGCCAGAUACAGUGUCCCUGUCUCCUGCUUCCCCACCCCAGAAUGGGGGGUCUCAGCUUCCCCCCCAAGAGGGUGGAGGGAGUGUGAUGGCUUCUAGUCUCCUCCCCAGGCUCCAGUUUGAGGGGGUCCCUGCCUGGCCCCACUCCUGAAGUGCAAUAUGGCGCCAGCCUCCCUGCCCACCCCCGUGCUGUGACCUGCGUUUUGUGCUGUCUCCCUGAUGUCCCCCAACCCU